UCUGUCCUUACUUAUCAUUUUAUAGUACUAACAAAUCCUUGUCGUUGCUCUGUCUGGAAAGCCUUUAACUUGCACUGUUGGUCUAAUGUGCACUACAUCUUUAAUGGAACCUUCAUCAUCUACUAAACAGUCCAAACUCUGUAUAAUCUCUUUUCUUUUCCACUAAUCUCAUUUUCAAUACUGUUUCCGUACUGCACUCACUGUUCAAAAUUGUUUUCACAAACCCCACAAAUGUGUUUCUUUUGGUUAUAAAUUGUUGGCCUUACUUGUCUCAGACUUCAAUUAAGGUUUACUCUGAAAUGGGCUUGCACAAGCUUCCAUUGGUGGUUCUACUUUUCUCGGUUUUUUCUCUUUUGAGUUUCAUAGCACUCUGUGAUGACUCAGAGCCCACUGUGAAGUUCUUGAAGACUCCCUAUGCAUUCUCAAAUCUCAACUCAACCGUAUUCGUCUUUAAAGUUCAUGUGGGUGGGAAUGGUGCUUGCACCAAUUGUAAUAUCACUUGCAAGUUGGACGAUGGCUUUGGCCGCAUUAAUGCUUCUCAAUGUGAAAAUGGGACGGUUAUGUGUGAAGAUUUGCAGGAUGGAGAUCAUAAAUUUGAGGUUUGCGCCAACGGGACUCAAGGAGUUGGCUGCAGUAGCCAUAACUGGACUAUUGAUAGACGAAGUAUCAACUUAACAACUCACGUUCCUAAAAGGCAACUUCAAUUUAAUGGUGAAACUAUACUGGUGCGAGCAACCAAUAACUAUAAGAAUCUAAGGGUCUGUUUAACCUUUCCAAAGCCUGUUAACAACACAUCUGAAGAAAUUAAAAAAUUUCUCAAAGCAGAAGUUUUAUAUUCACUCCAAAAGAGUCAGGGCUCACUUCUUCCUCUGGUUGACACUAAAAAAUAUGAAGGGCCUAGAAGAUUUGAAUAUAAGGUUGCUGCAUAUAUAUUUGACACGACUGUAGUCAAUGUAAGCAUUGAUACAACCUCUAUAAUAAGCAGACAGGGGACUCCAUUUUUUCCAGUUGAACCAUUUACUUUCAUAUAUGAUUCUCUGAGGCCUGCUGUACACUUGAUUGAACUACCUACCGAAUUUCCAAGGCCUGCUGUAAUGUGGCGUACACCAUCCCAUAUUUGGACAAGAGAACGCAACAUCCUUGUGUUGAUAAAAUUCGUGAAGCCUGUAUUUGGCUUUAGCCGUUCUAAUAUAUCAAUCAUAGGAGGGAAAUUACAGAGGCAAGUCAUUUCUGGUUAUCUUCAUGUUUGUAUCUAUGCAUGUUAACCCUUACAUGAACAAGACAUCACAUAAAUAAUUCACCCACAUACAAAUAAGAAACCAUGAUGACGACCUUUCUACACAUCAUUUGGGUUCUUGAUGGAAAUAAUAUUUCAAUUAGUAUGUCACAUUUAAUCUUUAACAAAUUUUCAUUUUUGUUCCUUUCCAAUGAUAAUCAUUAACAUUUUCAGCUUUGAAGAAAUCUGUAAUGGCAUAUAUACUAUAGUGAUAAAAGCAGACCAAGAUAUUGUAUCUGUCAAUGUUCCCGGAAGCGUAUCUGGGGAUGUUGCUGGAAACAAAAAUCAGCCUUCCAAUGUUCUACAAGUAAUGGACUAUUCUGUGCCGAAAAGAUCAACUACGUUUUUUGGAUCUACAAUUGGUUCAUUUGCAGUGAUAGUUAUUGCUGCCGGGAUACUUAAGGUUUCGAUAGCAAGCUUUCAUUCCAUUGGGGAAUUCUCAAGUCCAUUUCCUUCUUUAUCUCAGCCUGAGAGUAAUCUUUUUAGAAUUGCAUGCCAUCUUCAGGUUAUUGCAUUAUCUGGAUGGUUGGCAGUGAGACUGCCAGUGGAGUAUUAUGAAUUGACAAGGGGUUUGCAAUGGAGCAUUCCCUACUUAAGUGUUCCAUGGGAAAGGGAAACUGGGCACACCCGUCUGGUCAUGGAGAACUCGAGUCUCUCUGCCAUUACACACAUGUCUGAAAUUCAUUAUUCGGGAAUCUUUCGGAGUAAGCAGCCAACACCAAGUUCCAAUAGUGGGCCCAUGGCUUCAAUGGUUUCGAAGGAUUUUCAAUCACUACUUGAGACACCACAUCUUAAUUCUACUCUUGAUCCAAGUAUUUUACAUGGGUAAGUUACGGGACUCUUACUUCUAUUUAUUACAUGAACUUGAAUAUUGAUUUUAAGGACAAAACAAAUGGAAAAAAUAUUCAAUACAGAUUUAUUUUAUUUUAUUUUUGGGCUUGAAAAUAUUUAAUAUAAAGCAGAAAAACUAUGAAAGCCACAAUUUUUUAUAAUAAAAAACCUGUUAAAUUUAAUUUAAAUAUUUGCUAGUUAUUUAAAUGUAUAAUUUUCUAUAGGUUCUACAAAAAAAAUUGAAGCUAUUCAUGCUUUGAAUUUUUGCAAAUUAUUGAUCAAACCAAAAGGACAAACUUGAUACUUAGUUUACUGUUAUUCAUGUGAAUUCAUAAUUUGGAUUUUGGAGUGCCACAGACAGACUCGUUUAUUUAUCAGUGUAAUAAUAUCUUACUAGAUUUUGUUUCUUGUACGUGGAGGGAUUUUAGUAGAAGCAUGUUCUGGUUAGCCAUAAUUGGUGGCGGUUUGAUAAACCUGCAUGCUUUACUCCUUCUCUCCCUAAAAUUGAAGAAGAAGGAUUAUGGAGUACAUACAUUCUCAAGAUUUGAAAUAGUCAUGGUAAAUCUUGCGCUACCUGCUAUUUCUAAGUCCUCUGCUGGUCUAAUUAGAGGAAGAACGGCAUUGGGGACUGCUGUUGGCGUUCUGCUUCUGGGUGUCGUGUGUAUUCUACUGCUGGCCUUGCUCUUGUUCCUCUCUAUGGGUAUUUCAUUUGCAAAGCUACUUCAAUACAAGGAAGUUCAUCAAGAGGGUCGGGGUUUCCACUGGUAUCAAAAAAUAGUCCGGGUAUUUUUGGUUUCUGGUAAGGGAGGCGAGUGGACAUCGAAAAACCCACAGAAUUCAAAUUAUCUAACCAUUUUAGAGCCUCUAUUUAAAGAAUUUAGAGGCCCUCCAAAGUCCAAGCUCUCACAGAUUUCUGGGGGCAGUUCCCAAUCACAAGGUGCAGAUGACAAAACUGAAGAUGCAGAAGCACCUUUUAUCCAAAAGCUGGUUGGAAAACUCAGAAUAUACUACAUAUUGCUUGAGUCUGUUAUCCAAAAGCUAUGUGGAGAACUCAGAAUAUACUACCUAUUGCUUGAUUCCGUGAAACGUGUUUUGCUAGCGAUUGUGGGUAGUGUCUAUGUGGGCAACUCUUCUUCUAAAAUUCCUACCAUAAUCUCUUUAUGCAUCAGUUGUUUUCAGCUCUUCUUCCUUGUUCUCGGGAAGCCAUAUGUUAAGAUAAACAUUCAGCUGGUUGAGAUCAUAUCAGUUUCCAGUGAAGCAUGUAUAUUUGCUAUUUCAUUAGUUCUCCCGGAGGAGAAAUUGUCAGACAAGGAUAAGCCUAAACUUGGAGUUCUCAUGCUUAUACUUGUCCUAGUGGGAAUUUUACCACAGAUAAUGAAUGAAUUGUAUGCUUUGUAUAAACAGAUAAAGCAGCUGGACGUUAAGAAGCAUUUCUUAACCGGUUUGAAAAAAGCUUCAUCUGGAUUAACUAACUUUGCUUUUCGGCUCAAAGGAGUUUUCACUAAGCAGCCCCCAGGUUUAAAGGAUAAUAUUGCGGACUCCAACUCUAAACCAACCUCUGUUGCAGAUGAAGAUACAGCUACCUCUACCUCUACCUCUUAUCAAGUCAAAUCUCCAAAUCAAGAUUGAACAAAAAUUCGCCAGUCCUUCGGCUGAAAGUAACAGAAACUCUAGGAGUAGAAACAGGAAGAAGAAUUCUUGGAGUAGGAACUCGAACAACUGUUCCAGAAAAAUCAUGGUUGAACCAACACCACUCUUUGAUUUAUUAGGUGCUAUCUUUAGUUGCUUAGUUGUUACGUGUUAGGAUAGACUUUAUCCAUGUUAGUUCACCUCAGCUUUAUCUCAUUGUUGAGUUACGUUUUCAAGCAUGUAAGGCAUAUGUAAAAGCCUAUGAACAAUUAUAAUAGAUUAUUAUCAGAAUGUAUAUGAGAAAAAUCAAGCUUAUGGAAUUUCUUCUUUGA
Molecule: messenger RNA, 4068 nt
Organism: Quercus robur (English oak)
Lineage: Eukaryota; Viridiplantae; Streptophyta; Magnoliopsida; Fagales; Fagaceae
Exons: 9
Coding region: 300-1265 (321 amino acids)
Source: RefSeq, a predicted model, not a curated record